UUUUCCCUUAUUAUUAUUAUGUGGCUACCUAUUUCCAGAGCAAAAAUGCUGUCUACUACAACUCUCAAACUUCAUGUUGACCAAAGAAAUGCUUGACUUCAAUUUGUAGAUCGAUAAUUAAACAAGCCAUGGCAGAAUCAAUUCUGUUUACCAUCGUUACUGAGAUCAUUACAAAGUUGGGCUCUCAACUGUUUGAACAAACCACCAUAUGGGGUGGUCUGAAAGAUGAGCUUGAAAAGUUCAGGACAACAGUUUCAACUAUCCAAGCUGUGCUUGUUGAUGCUGAAGAUCAAUACUCAAAGAGUAACCAAGUCAGGAUUUGGGUUGAUUCAUUGAAGGAAGUUUUUUAUGAUGCUGAGGACUUGCUGGAUGAAUUCUCCACUAAACUCUUACACCAACAGACCAUCUCUGGUAAUAAAAUGGUACGACGUUUCUUUUCUAGUUCUAAUCAGUUUGCUUUCGGUCUUAAAAUGCGUCCCGAACUUAGAGCUGUUAGAAACAGACUUGACGCGAUUGUAGCUAAUAGAAAAUUUCAUCUAGAGAAGGGUAGAGUUGAGACGAAUCUUGUGGUAUCCAGAGAGCGAGAGCAGACUCACUCUUCUCCACCUGAGAUUAUCGUAGGGAGAGAGGACGAUAAAAAGGCGAUAGUCGAGUUGUUAAUGGAGUCCAAUGAUGAGGAGAAUGUUGUGGUUGUUCCAAUUAUUGGUAUUGGUGGACUAGGAAAGACGACGUUGGCUCAACUUGUGUACAAUGAUGAGAGUGUGAAGUCCCAUUUUGAGUUCAGAAGUUGGGUUUGUGUUUCGGAUGUGUUUGAUGUGAAACUGAUAGUUCAAAAGCUUUUAGAAUCGAUUACUGGCGAGAGGUUUUUUAGUUUUGAGAUGGAUACUUUGAAAAAUCGUCUUCACGAAAGAAUUAAUGGGAAAAGAUAUUUGCUCGUGUUAGAUGAUAUAUGGUGUGACAGUUUUGAGAGAUGGUCUCGUUUGAGAGAUUUGCUGGUCGGUGGUGCGAGGGGGAGCAGAGUAAUCCUAACUAGUAGGAUUAAGAAGGUUGCAGAGAUAGUUAGCACGAAUCAGCCGUAUGAAUUAGGAGGCCUUUCUGAAACGGACUCAUGGUUAUUGUUCAAAGUAAUGGCAUUUAAACAAGGUAUAGUGCCAAAUUCGAGUUAUGAGACGAUUGGGAAGGACAUUGUAGGAAAAUGUGUUGGUGUUCCUUUAGCGAUUAUAACGAUAGGACGGUUAUUGUACUUCAAGAAUGUUUCUGAGUGGUUGUCCUUCAAAGAUAAAGAGCUCAUGAGUGUGAAUCAAAACGAGAAUGACAUUUUAUCCACUUUGAAAUUGAGCUAUGAUCAUCUCCCCCCACGAUUGAAACAUUGUUUUGCAUACUGUAGAAUAUUUCCGAAAGGUUCUAGGAUUGAUGUCAAGAAUUUGAUUCAUCUUUGGAUGGCACAAGGAUAUAUCAAGUCGUCGGAUCCAAGUCAAUGUCUUGAAGAUGUGGGAUUUGAGUAUUUUAAUGAUCUUCUUUGGAGGUCAUUUUUUCAAGAAGUAGAAAAGGAUCAUUUUGGAAAUAUUACCAUUUGUAGAAUACAUGAUCUUCUGCACGAUCUAUGUGUUUCGGUGGUUGGAUCAAUAGAUGAUUAUUCAUCUUCAAAUGUAAAACAUGUCAGUAAAAGAACCCGACAUGCAUCGGUUGAUUAUCACAGGGACAUUAUGAUUACUUCUUUGCUAGAUUUGAGGAAGAUGCGGACAUUUUUCUUGUCAAAUGAGCUGAGGCAUAACAGAGAUGAGAAUCAUUGCCGUGAAGUUUUCUCCAAUUUAAGUAGUGUAAGGGCCUUAGAUGCACAUAACUCAGGAAUUUUAAAGGUUCCUCGUUCCAUUCAGAAGUUGAAGCAUAUAAGAUUUCUUGAUCUUUCUUAUAAUAUAAAAAUCGAGGUGCUUCCUGAUUCCAUAACUAAAUUGCAAAAUCUACAAGUGCUCAAGUUAGCAGGGCUGAGGAGGUUAAAGCAGCUUCCCAAGAACAUCAAAAAGCUGGUGGAUCUGAUGCAUCUUGAUCUUUGGAAAUGUGACGGUUUGACUCAUAUGCCACCUGGUCUGGGCCAAUUGACUUCCCUUCGCUACUUGUCGCGGUUCUUAGUGGCGAAAGAUGAUGGCGUUUCCAAGCGUGUCAGUGGACUUGGCGAGUUACGUGACUUGAACAAUUUGAGAGGACUGCUAGAAAUCAUGAAUUUGAAGAAUGUGAAAAAUGCAGCUUCUGGAUUCGGGGCAGCAAAUCUUAAAGAGAAGCAGCAUCUUCAAACUUUGAGAUUAGCAUGGAAAUCAGCUGAUGAAGAUAAUGAUAAUGCUGAAAGUAGUUCGACUGACGAUAUGUCGUUGGAAGAGCUACAGCCACAUCAGAAUCUACAAUGGCUAGAUGUUUGCGGGUGGGGAAAACUAAAGUUUCCAAGCUGGGUUGCAUCACUCACUAGCUUAGUGGAACUUCGAAUCGAUAACUGCAUAAAAUGUCCACAUCUCCUGCCACUCGACCAGUUCCCUUCUCUAAAACAUUUGACACUUGAUGAAAUGCCCGAUUUGAAGUACAUCGAAAGUGGGAUAACAUCUGAUCCUCAAGAGUCGAGAUCAGCACUAUUCUUCCCUUCCCUGGAGAAGCUAUGGCUCAGAAAUUGUCCUAAUCUGAAAGGAUGGUGUAGGACAACGGCCCAGUUAUUCCAGUUUCAUCGUCUUACUUAUUUGGAGAUCAUGUGUUGUCCGAAUCUGACAUCAAUGCCACUGAUUCCAACUGUGGAAAAAUUGGUACUGAAAAAUAUGAGUAUGAACUCGGUGGCGGACAUAGUGAAGUUGAAAACUUCGCUGCCACAAUCGUCUUCUUCUUCCGUGCCUCCAUCUCUCUUACAACUGAAAGAAUUGAGCAUUCAGAAAAUAGAGGAUCUCGACUUGAUCCCGGACGAGUUGCUACAAAAGCUCACUUCCCUACAACAACUGGAUAUCAUAGAUUGCCCAAGAAUAACCACUAUAUCUAAUGCUAUGCAACAUUUGACCUCUCUCGAGGUUCUUAUCAUCAAAACCUGUGAGAAGCUAGAUUUAUCUGGCCAAUGGCAGCCUCUCAAAAGCCUCAGUAAGGUUCGCUUCGUGAAUCUAGCGAAAUUGGUGUCUCUGCCAGAGGGACUUCAACAUGCUACCAAUUUGCAGCAACUCGAACUCGGAAGCUGUUCGGUUUUGGAGUCGUUACCGGAGUGGAUGGUUGAGUUCAGUAGAUUGCAGCAGUUGGAGAUUAAUGAAUGUGCUAUGCUUUCAAAAAGAUGCAGAGACAACAAGGGAGAGGAUUGGUAUAAGAUUGGUCAUAUCCCAAAUAUCAAAGUUGAUGGAAAAUGGAUUAAAUUGAAGGGCUACUAUGAAUUGUAACUAAGUCUUGUUGUUCUAUUUUUCUUUUGUUUCAUCCAUUUGUGUUUGUAGACUAUAUAUUAACUUGAACAUGUAACAUUUCAAUACGAAUAUAUAUUCAUGGAGCAUA
Mercurialis annua (annual mercury) is the source of this 3504-nucleotide messenger RNA. Its product is annotated as putative disease resistance protein RGA4. The record is from RefSeq and is a predicted model, not a curated record. Gene Ontology annotation, biological process: defense response to other organism. The transcript has a single exon. Gene Ontology annotation, molecular function: ADP binding. Lineage: Eukaryota; Viridiplantae; Streptophyta; Magnoliopsida; Malpighiales; Euphorbiaceae. Bases 129 to 3395 code for a protein of 1088 amino acids.